Molecule: messenger RNA, 2316 nt
Organism: Alosa alosa (allis shad)
Lineage: Eukaryota; Metazoa; Chordata; Actinopteri; Clupeiformes; Clupeidae
Gene: sod3b
Product: superoxide dismutase 3, extracellular b
Exons: 2
Coding region: 58-684 (208 amino acids)
Biological process (GO): removal of superoxide radicals
Molecular function (GO): superoxide dismutase activity; copper ion binding
Source: RefSeq, a predicted model, not a curated record
AUCUGCUCAGACGGCAUAUUUCUUCCAGGUAUUAAGCCUACUGUAGGUCUGGUCAGAAUGGUGAAUCUUCUUCAAUAUCUCCUGCUCCUCUGUGGUUGUCAUAUAUGCCUCAGUGUCAAUGACGAUUCAGUCCCUAAUGAGGUGGGUCCUCCUGAGCUCAACGAGAACAGUGGGACUCUCUACGCUACCUGCAGAAUGCGGCCGAAUUCCAAACUUGCCACUGGCAUGCCAAAAAUUUAUGGGCAUGUGAUGUUCAGGCAGGAACACGCUGACGAUAAGAUUAAAGUGGCGAUCAAUCUACAUGGUUUUCCAACCUCUGACGGACAGUUCAGAGCCAUCCAUAUUCAUCAGUAUGGUGACCUGACUGAGGGAUGCUCUUCUACUGCUGGCCACUACAACCCCUUAUCAGUUGACCAUCCACGCCAUCCAGGAGACUUUGGCAAUUUCCCGCCCUCCAACGGGAAGAUUGUGCAGACACUGGAUUCUGAUGCCACACUUUUUGGUGGCCUGUCAGUUCUCGGCAGGUCAGUGGUGGUCCAUGCAAAGGAAGAUGACCUGGGUCGUGGUGGAGAUGCAGGAAGCCUCCUUCAUGGAAAUGCUGGAGAGAGGCUGGCGUGCUGUGUUAUUGGGAUGGCCAGGCCUAAGGUGUGGGACCGCUUUCAGCAAAAGCGCAGACGAGUGUGAUAUAGAAACUGACUGGACGUUCACACGUAACACUAUGGACCACACUAAAUACACCAAUGUGCUGUAUACAAUACCUGUCCAUACUAAGUGCAAUACAACGAAGUUCAUGUAAUGAGAAUAUUUCACUGUUUUCUGCCUCUGGGUUCUUUUAUCAGACUCUCAAGGGCCAGACAAUUUUGCCUGCUAUCAUUUGUAAUAAAGGCCCUGAUACAUUAUCUGAAUGCAUAGGGAUGCUUUAAAGUUUUUAAAGUCUUUUUCAUCAAAGCAUAACUGUAGCUCUUUUCUUUAACAAUAUCUACAUAUUGCAUCUUUACUACAACAAGUUUGAACAAAGGUAUCCCAUAUACCGUUGCUUACGUUGAAUUGCACAACACAAAAGAAAACUGAAUUUGGGAUUUUAUCAGUGCAUGAGCCUUCAAUCCUUGAAAUAAGACUCCUGCAACCAUCACUGUGGUGCACUACAUCACUAUGAUGGCCUCUGAGAAAUCCUUUGUACAAGAUAAAAAACAAUCCAACCUCAUUUGAAAGAAUUCAGACCAUAUAUUUCUUGGCACUUAUUUCAGAACCUGUUCGCUAUAUCUCCAUGGUUUCCUCUAAUAAGCUCUUGAUUUUGUAUCAUGAACCCUUCAAUAAAUUUGAUGAGAUCCAUAUGUGUGAGACAUUGUUCUGGGAGAGGAGGACUGUGGGCAUGACUGGAGUGAAGCAGGCUGAGGCAGAAAAAGCACAGAAAGUCAGAAUGGGCUUAACUGUGCCUCCCACUGUCCACGCAAGGCCAGAUAAAGCCCAAAGCAGAUCAAAUCUCAUCCAGCCCAGUUGGUUUGUUAACCACCUUUUAUUGUUUGUCAGGUGUUCUCGUGUGCCCACUGGCCAGCAAAGCUGAUGUUGAUUUAAUGGGCCAUAUUAAGCAAUAAUAAUUCAGGCAACAACUGAAAAACAACAUGCCCUCGCCCUCGUGGUGGUUACUGAUGAGACCAGACGAUAACUGACAAUACAACACACAUGAACCUUCCAAUUAAGUCUGUAAUAUAUUUGUGAAUUUCAUCAUUAAAAAGACUAUAUAGCUAUCUUGUGCAAUAUUAACUCUCUUCUGCCCCUUCCCGGCCACCUGCACUAAAGAAUUGCUGAAUUAGAUUAGACAUGAAGAUUACUGGGAUAUUGACACUUGAAAGAUGUAACUUAUUCAUAUGAAAUGAAUGUGUAUAAGUUGUGAUAAAAGUAUUUUUGUCUGUAGCCAGGAUUUGUAAAUUUAUCCCACUGAUCUGAGUUCAGUGGGAGUAUAAAUAAAGAUAGUAUGGAUUGUGGGAAAAAGGAGCAUGUCAGAUAUUCAAAAUUCCAGAGGUUAAACAUGCUUCCUGCAUCCAAUUUUGGGCAUGAUUUUUGGGAGGCUGUUUCUGUACUGGAUUCAUAGCCAUUAGCAAUUGUGAUGUAAGUAACAGUGGGUGCUUGAGAUCAUAUCUACAUUCAUCCAGUUUACUGUCUGCUGUUCUUACAAUAGAUUUUCAAUGAUUAAUGUGUUUCAUGCUAGCAAACUAUCAACUAUAUACUGUAAAUCCACUAUUAAUACCACAAACUUCAAACUCAAGCUUCAUGUGCACAUAUGGUCAUUCCUGUUGUAUUGUACUUAUAUGUGAA